This is a messenger RNA of Nerophis lumbriciformis (worm pipefish), 1858 nucleotides long. It is a transcript of the gene pkmb, whose product is annotated as pyruvate kinase M1/2b. The record is from RefSeq and is a predicted model, not a curated record. Gene Ontology annotation, molecular function: potassium ion binding; magnesium ion binding; pyruvate kinase activity. Lineage: Eukaryota; Metazoa; Chordata; Actinopteri; Syngnathiformes; Syngnathidae. Gene Ontology annotation, biological process: glycolytic process.
GGCAUACAAAAAGGGCCGCUGCAGGCAGUGAAGUGCUGGAUUGCUCCCUAUAAAGUUCACCCUAAAGGCAGUCCCCGAGGCACUUGUCCAAUCAUGUCGAAGUCUAAGGAUUCCUCCAUCAUCCACUCCCAGCAACUGCAUGCUGCCAUGGCCGACACCUUCAUCGAGCACAUGUGCCUGCUGGACAUCGACUCCGAGCCUGCUGUGGCCCGCAACACCGGCAUCAUCUGCACUAUUGGACCUGCCUCACGAUCUUUGGACAUGGCCAAAGAAAUGAUCAAGGCCGGGAUGAACAUUGCAAGAAUGAAUUUCUCACAUGGUACACAUGAAUACCACGCAGAGACCAUCAAGAACGUUCGCGAGGCAACAGAAAGCUUUGUAUCAGGCUCAGUUGCCUACAGGCCAGUGGCCAUCGCCUUGGACACCAAGGGACCGGAGAUUAGGACCGGGCUCAUCAAGGGCAGCGGCACUGCCGAGGUGGAGCUGAAGAAAGGUGAAACCAUCAAGCUGACCCUGGAUGACAGUUGCAUGGAGAAGUGCGAUGAGAAGACUCUGUGGCUCGACUACAAAAACAUCACCAAGGUCGUUCAGAAGGGAAGUCACAUCUACAUUGAUGACGGUCUGAUUUCUCUGAAGGUCAAAGAAAUCGGUAGCGACCACCUGGUGUGCGAGAUUGAGAACGGCGGCAUGUUGGGCAGCAAGAAAGGCGUCAACCUGCCCGGCGCUGCCGUCGACCUGCCCGCCCUGUCUCCGAAGGACCUUCAGGACCUGCAGUUUGGUGUGGAGCAGGGCGUGGACAUGGUGUUUGCCUCCUUCAUCCGUAAGGCUGCGGAUGUCCACGCUGUCAGGAAGGCUCUGGGCGAGAAGGGGAAAGACAUCAAAAUCAUCAGCAAGCUGGAGAACCACGAGGGCGUGCGCAGAUUCGAUGAGAUCCUAGAGGCCAGCGAUGGCAUCAUGGUCGCCCGUGGAGAUCUGGGUAUUGAGAUUCCAACAGAGAAGGUCUUCAUCGCCCAGAAGAUGAUGACUGGCAGGUGCAACAGGAUCGGCAAGCCUAUCGUCUGUGCCACACAGAUGCUGGAGAGCAUGACCAAGAAGCCUCGUCCUACACGCGCAGAGGCCAGCGACGUCGCCAACGCCGUGCUGGACGGCAACGACUGCAUCAUGCUGAGCGGGGAGACGGCCAAGGGAGACUACCCCCUGGAGGCCGUGCGCACACAGCAUCAGAUCGCCCGUGAAGCCGAGGCCGCCAUGUUCCACAGGCAGACCUUUGAGGAGCUGCGCCGCAUCUCGCACCUGACCCGCGACCCCACGGAGUCCGUCGCCAUCGGUGCAGUGGAGGCGUCCUUCAAGUGCUGUGCCAGCGCGCUGAUUGUGCUGACCAGGAGUGGCAGGUCUGCUCACAUGCUGUCCAGGUACAGACCACGUGCACCCAUCAUUGCCGUCACCCGCUGUGGUCAGACGGCCCGCCAGGCUCACCUGUACCGCGGUAUCUACCCUGUGCUCUACACCAAACCUGCCAAUGAUGUCUGGGCUGAGGAUGUGGAUCUGCGGGUCAACUUUGCCUUGGAAGUCGGCAAACACCACAAGUUCUUCAAGACCGGUGACGUGGCCAUUGUUGUAACCGGAUGGCGCCCCGGUGCUGGCUACACCAACACCAUGAGAGUGGUUCUGGUGCCUUGACUUCCUUCACGGGACAACACUAAUCCUGUCUUGUAACCUGAGGUUUUCUCUUCCUAACCAGCAAAAAUGUCAAAAUAAAGGCCAAUCACUUAAAAAGACUUCAAGAUUUUACAUCCAUGCAAACUUGCCCGAAUUGUGUCUGCUCCUAUCUAUUAAAAAGACCUUCUAAAAUGUUAAU